AACUGCUGCCCGGUAACUAUAAUUUUUUUUCCUUUUCCAAAAUUAGUCUGUGAGUUCUGCAUACAUAGGUAGGCUCUGUAUAAUACAAAUAUUAAGGAACGCCGAAGUGGGCGCUUCCCAUAAUCCAACACAUAAGACUUAACCAUCCUCCUCCUAUUCAUCUCCUUACAUUCCCCUUUUUAAGUUUCUCUCUCUCUCUCCCUGUAGCCCACACAGAAAACCUCGCUCUCUCAACUUUUAUUCCUCAGUCUGCAGACAUAUUAAUUCCAAGCCAGAGUGAUAGCAAGAAACAGCUUUGCAAAUACUACAGUUUUGCUUCUCGCCGCCAUUAAUGCUUAUCAGCAAUAUAGCGUGAAUAGAGCCAAACUCUCUUUUGCUUUUUUCACGGACUUUCAAGACGCCAGCGAGCCCCCCCUCCCAAAAUCUUAUUUCUUCCUCGACGUUUCCUACCAAGAGAGGAAGUGUCUAAAAUGGAGCUGAGUAAGGUAACUUUGGAGAUCUUCACGAAACUGGAGCAGAAAUGGCUAUCGCACUGUGAAUCCACCACCAAGAAGGUCCGGAUCCUCAGCAUUGACGGUGGUGGAACCUCCGGCAUUGUCUCUGGUGCCGCUCUUAUACACCUUGAAGACCAGAUCCGCCUCAAAGCGGGUGAUCCUCAUGCUCAAAUUGCCGAUUUCUUUGACAUGAUAGCCGGCACUGGCGUCGGUGCUCUUAUUGCUGCCAUGCUCUCUGCCGACGAUGGAACUGGGCAUCCAAUUUUCUCUGCUAGAGACGCUGUCAAGUUCAUCACUCAGAAUAACUCCAAGCUCUUCAAAGUGAAUAGGCUCGCCAGAGUUCUUCACCGUCGGAAAAGAUUCUCCGGUAAGAGCAUGGAUAAGGUGCUGAAGGAAAUGUUUAAGAGAGAAGACGGAACGGUUUUGACACUAAAGGACAUGUGUAAGCAUCUCCUGAUUCCUUGCUUUGACCUCAAGAGUUGCGCUCCCUUUGUUUUCUCUCGGGCCGAUGCUUCCGAAUCAUCAAGCUUCAACUUCGACCUUUGGAAAGUGUGUCGCGCCACGUCAGCCACUCCAAGCCUCUUCAAACCUUUCCCCUUGACAUCCGUCGACGGAAAGACCACGUGCUCCGCCGUGGACGGCGGUUUGGUCAUGAACAAUCCUACUGCCGCUGCAAUCACGCACGUGCUCCAUAACAAGAGAGAUUUCCCAUCCGUUAAUGGCGUGGAGGAUCUGCUGGUUUUGUCGUUAGGCAGCGGUCCAUCAUCGUGUGGAAAGUCAAAGGUUAGUAAUAAUGGCGAAUGCUCGACUUCUUCAGUCGUUGACAUUGUGCUUGAAGGUGUCUCGGAGACCGUUGACCAGAUGUUGGGGAACGCUUUCUGUUGGAACCGUGCAGACUACGUUAGAAUUCAGGCAAACGGACUGGGGAGUGAUAGGAUGGUGGAGUCGAGAAUGGAGGAGGUCCUGGAGGAAAGAGGAGUAGAGUCGUUACCCUUUGGCGGGAAGCGGUUACUGAUGGAGACUAACGGACAGAGAAUUGAGUGCUUUGUGCAACGCCUAGUUGCCUCCGGGAAAACCAGCCUUCCUCCAAGUCCCUGCAAGGAAUCAGCCGUUAGUCCGCUUGCCAACGGCCGUUAAACUACUACUUUUUUUUUUCACUGUUUUAACCCCUUGUAACCAACCGACCCUUCAAGUUUUAUUUUAACUGUCCCCACUUGGGACUUAAAAGAAAAGGGUGGCAAGUAGUGGAAUAAUAAUGUCUCCGUUGUGAAUUAGUUAAUGUUGGAUUAAUUAGUACUAAGAGAA
Molecule: messenger RNA, 1799 nt
Organism: Gossypium raimondii (Peruvian cotton)
Lineage: Eukaryota; Viridiplantae; Streptophyta; Magnoliopsida; Malvales; Malvaceae
Product: probable inactive patatin-like protein 9
Exons: 2
Coding region: 471-1631 (386 amino acids)
Biological process (GO): lipid metabolic process
Source: RefSeq, a predicted model, not a curated record